Molecule: messenger RNA, 1161 nt
Organism: Lachancea meyersii CBS 8951
Lineage: Eukaryota; Fungi; Ascomycota; Saccharomycetes; Saccharomycetales; Saccharomycetaceae
Source: the annotation of a GenBank genome assembly
AUGGGUCUCUCGAGCAAUUUAUUCGUGCAGAAACGAAGUUCUACAAAUAGUUUACGCCAGCCUAAGGAAAUUGGAUACUAUAGCAAAACCAUGGAGAACGAGUUUCUUAUUUACGAUAAUUCCAAGAUGAGCUUCUACUAUUUUCCCGACAGUGAGCUGAACAAAAACCUUGAUCUGAGCUCGGGCAUUAAAAAAUUCAAGGAAUGUAGUAAGGCCGAGGACUUUGAUCAAUGCACAUUGAGUGGUUUACUCCAAACAGUCAAGACUUAUGAGCAACGUAAGGACAAAAAAGUGUCCGCCGACAUCGUCACGUUCAGAGGUGUGAUGCGAAAGCUGAUAUCGUGUGCAUUCGACAGCCCGCAAUACAACCGUGUGGAGCUGCGAGUUGUUUCGUUCAACGGUCAGCUUUUCAUUAAAGAGGUUUCGGAGCCUCAUUCCCUUCCGAACAACACAGAUUCCAUGGAACACCGCUCAUACUACAGCGGAUACAAAUUCGAAAAUCUGACAACGUUGUCUAAGCCGUUGGCAGAAGUUCCCAGAAGCACUUUGGAGAAAAGACCCAAAAAAAUUUGCAACAAUGGGGAUCAAUACUUGACAGUCGUACGGUCAGGUGUGGGCUCUUGCAAGCUGGUACUGGGGGCCGAAGUGGACUGCGUUUUUGAUUUCAGCGAAAACGGCUCCGACAACCUCAAGCACUAUGCUGAACUCAAAUGUACCAAGGGCGUUUCUUCAUUUGCUGAGGCUCGUCGCUUUGAAAGGAAAAUAUUCAAAACAUGGCUUCAAUGUUUCUUAGUCGGCAUUCCUCGCAUAAUUUAUGGCUUCCGCGAUGACAACUUUAUAUUGAAAUCAGUUGAAGAAUAUCUCACUCACGAGAUUCCUGUUCACCUGAAAAAUCACAACCCGCAACUAACCAACGCAUGCAUGGACGCGGUAAGGUGGUACGGGGCUUUGACUGAGUGGCUGCUGGAAACGAUUCCUCGUGAAGAGUCCGCGGACCAUUUGAAAGCUUACAGACUACAUUUCGAAAACAAUCAUUUGAAGCUUACGGAAAUCGAGCCAGAUCACGCAGAAUAUGCAGAUGUAGUAGAAGGGCAGAGCGUUUUGAGUUCAGAAUUCAAGGACUGGAGAAGAGAAUUGGCUAACAAGGGCGCCAAAAAUUGA